CAAUAACAAUACAUGUAAAUAGAUUAGUAACAUUAGAGCAGCGAAGAGUGAAACCGGAAAUUGGCAGUUUGUGAGAGAGAUAGUCGAUUUGUAAGUCUACUUCAUUUGCUUCAACAGCAAAAUACCGCAAAAAGCCGCAAGAUGUCGCAAGAAGCUUGAAUGAUAAUUCAAUACUAUAUUUGAGUCUCUUUAUAAGAUCGCUUUGUGAUUAUUAUUUAUUUCAGUUGAUUAAUGUGACGUAUUUACUUUCUUUGCUUAGAUUAGUCAUUAGUUAUUAUCUUAACUUUAGUUUAUGUAUCAGCCAAAUAGCGAUUUCGUUCCCAAUGCUGUUUUCCUAUAUUCUUCUCAUUAAAAAGUCAAGGUGAUUAUCCGGAGACGAAGGUAGUGCUGAAGUCGAUGGUGGAGCGCGCGAGUCGGCGGAUUGUGCGGAUCAGUCAUUCGCCGGCCGCCGGUGUGGAAUGUUGUGAUUGUAUUUCUCAUUGCGACGUUCACGCUUUCACGUUUUGCCCGAACUCUCGCCGCCGGAGUAACGUUCCUUUCCCGUGUCCGCAGUGGAGAAUGCCGUUCGCGACGCUACCGAGAGUAUUGCUCGACGCCAUAAUCGAUCUGUAAAAGAAUCCGCGGAGGAGUCGCCACCGCUUGUCGUCUCUCUCACGACAGCAUCUCGCGUUCCGAAUCUCGGUGCGGCGGCUUUUUGCAAUGUGAGAACUCGCGCGAACGCAAGCGAUUGGCGAGAGUUCAAACGUCGAGGCGAUACCGAAGCGAGCGUGCCAAGAUUUUUGUGCUGUGCUGUGCGUUAUACACGAAUGUAUCUCGGUACCGCGAGUGUUUAUUUUCAACGACCACCUGUUGCGCGGCUAACCUGUGCACGUCCCCCUUGUGUCACGUUGGAUUAACCGGAUUACGCGCGCCGCCGGAAUGCCCUUCGCGUGAAGAUAAAUCAUCAACCGUGGAGACGCUACUAGGACGCCGCGAGAGGAAAGGUGGAUCCGUGAAGUUGCAGGCGGAGGAUUCAGGGGAAGGGGGAAUCUAGUGAGGACGCUGGGCGCAGCGGCGACGACAUGAAGCAUGCAGCAUGCGUGGUAGCGGUGUCACGGCUGCGCGGUCUUGCCUUCAACCCCUGGUGUCCGCCAGCCGCUAUCUCGCUGUACACGCCCUUCCCGGUGAUCCGCUCUACUUCAUCGUCGAGGCUAAAUCGAGAGUAAAGGAGGUUUAUGCGCAGACAUGUACGCUGCUCAGCCAACAGGGCAUGCGAGAUUGCGAACUUUUUGGCCUGGCAAUAUUGUCCGACGGCGAGUAUCUCUUCGUGGAUCCCGAGAAUAAGCUGAGCAAAUACGCCCCGAAGAAUUGGCGAAACUCUCAUACAUACGGUUUAGACAGCAGUGGGAGACCAGCUUUCGUCCUGUACUUUCGUGUUCGUUUUUACGUCGAUACGCCAUUACUCCUAAGCGAUGAGACGACGCAACACCACUAUUACCUGCAACUGCGCGACAAUGUUGUCCGGCAUGGCGGCGGAGUGGAGAGCCUCCAUCCUCACCAUCCCUUGCACGAGCCGUCCAUUGUUACACCGUUGCUCGCGCUUGCUGGGCUCGCCCUACAAGCCGAUCUUGGUGACUACGCCGAGGAACGGCACAGGCCACACGCAGGAUCUGUCGGUUACUGCAAGUCCACGGAUUACCUUCCUCCCCAUAUGUGCCUCGAGGCCAAUGUGCUCACCGUGCUCGCGGCCCAGCACAGGGAGAACAGCGGGCUCUCCAGAGAGGAGGCAGAGCUGCAGUACAUCCGGGAGGCGGUACUGUUGGAGGCGCCACUCAACGCUCACCUGUAUCGGCUGCGUCGGAGUAAAAACGAGGCGGGACCCGGACGGAUUCUCCUGUCAAUAUGCGCCCGCGGGGUGCGAGUCUACUCCGAGGAGGAGACACCGCGUAUCUUCGCCUGGAACAACAUCGGCAAGCUUUCCUUCGACCGCAAGAAGUUUGAAAUCCGUGCGGUUGGUCAAACGGACAAACUCACCCUCUACAGCGGCUGCGAUGAUAAGAGCAAGCUUCUCCUGGGGCUUUGCCGCGAAACCCAUCAAUUUUCCAUGGCUAUAGCACCUAGAGUAAACGAGGCCAAGAGACGGGAGGAAGAAGAGCGGAAAGUCUUGAGGGAUUGUUAUAUGUAUCCUACCCGAUGCAAACUGAGCUUAACGACGCGCGGUGCACGCGGCGACCAGCGAAUUUCAGUCAUCUCGAGCACAUCUUCAAACACGACAUCCGGUAUAGUCAGUGAUCGGGUGCACAGCGAAGAUGAGCCCGACACCGCACCUGCUUCGACCGAGUGUUUGCCACGGCUUACCGAGACGGCACCUUACUCGACCACUCAGAGUAGAGUCUUGAACGGCACAAACGCGGAUACGGACAAUCACUCAAUGCCACCUUCUCCCGUGUCCAUUAUCGACGGACAAUUUUCAGAAGUUGACGGGUUAGAUACCACUUCUACGUCGGUGGCGUUACGCCUUGCGUCGAGCGCCACUAUGGCCGCCGAGGGCUCGCAGUGCAGCAGCAGCUGCAGCACAGUCGUCGUCGUAAAUGCACCUGCGGGUGGGCCUUCGCGAAUGCGCCGCACCUCAGCAACCUCCAGUUUAGAAUUAGGCUACUCGCACACAGCACAAAACUCCGCGGUUUCUUCGGAAACAGCCAGUUUCCCGGGCGCUAUUUAUGAUCGCUGUAAGAAGACGAGCAAAUACACAGGUACUGACAUUGCGAGCGAGACCAGCGGUGUUUACACGCUACGAAGUAGCGAGAUGCAAGACGAACGGAUCGGCGAUGAUCUGUACUCACCUACGGGGGACACCAACGAAUCUUCGGCGGCGAGCGACGUCUGCGCUCUGAGCUCCGUUCAAUCCACCACCGACGAAGCGUCCGUUACGUCCGGUUUUUACACCAUUCACAGCGGAUUGCGGUCCGAGAGCAGCGACGUUUAUACCGAGGACGUCAGCGCGGAGGAUCAGGAACCAAUAUACAGUGUUUGCAAAGGCGACGACGACGGGGUCUCCCUGAAUCAACGGCUCGAGGACUCGCGCUCCCGCAGCAACAGUAUUCUCAGUGCAGACAGUUUUCGCGGUGACGGUAGCGAUCCGUCCAGCGUGAGACCGCUGCUUUCGGCCGACGAGUUGUCGGAUCUGAUAGUCGGCAGAUAUCCCCCGCGCAAGACUAUCAGCACCUCGAUGGACUCGGACUGCGAUUACGUGACUAUGCCGCUGCCUUUGCCGCCACCGCCGCCGCCACCGCCGCCGCCGAGAACGGACAGCGAUCGGCAAUUGCCGCCACCACCACCGUAUCCGAUAGACAACAUCGAUUACGCCACGAUCAACGUCUCGAAGAGAUCGAACGUAGUGGAAUUGGAUCGAGAGCGGGAGCCACCGCCGCCACCACCGCCGUACAACGCGACUCGCGGUGAUUUCGUGCCGCUGCCACCCAGACGAACCGAUCCGCCACCACCGCCGCCUCCGUACACCUCGCCACGCGAGAGGAUUCAAAUACCGCCGCCCACACCACCGCGAAAUGACGCGGUAACGCCGCGAGAACCGCCGCCACCCCCUCACCCUAUCCCGAUAUAUCGGCGACGACCGGUCCGAAUUCAGCCGCCCACUUACCCGGGUGAUAAGAUGAAGCCCACUCCGGUGCACGCCCCGGUUGCCGCUCUUGUGGUGAGUCCAAACAAUUACCUGGAUGUGCACGCAUCCCGAGGUGGUGCGGUGCUUCUGCCGUAUCUGACAGCACCGCCGCCUCCGCCGCCUCCACCUCCACCGCCAUUAGUACAUUCGCGACAACCGCCGCCGCCACCACCGCCACCGCCACUGCCGCCCCAGCCGACGUCCAGUCUGGCGACCGUCUACACGAGUCAGGUCGCCCGGUCACAGAUUGAACAGUACAAACAGCAGUUAUAUUCUGACGUCGACUACGUCAUGUUUCCACUCAAGGACCCGGCGGUGUCGAAGCAGGAGUACAUCGACGCGAAGCAGGGCUCUCUCCUGGCAGCCAUGGCGGCUUAUCCACCGCCGCCGUACCCCUCAUCUUUCAGCAAGUCCUCGGUGAUGUAUCGCAGCACGCCGUAUCUUCCCGGUUCCUCGUUUUCCUCGCAGUCCAAGUACGCGUCCAACCAGAAUCUGAGCGCCAGCGAUACCGGCAGCUCCGGCGGCAAUUACCUAUUGCACGGUAAUUUAAACAGUCAUUACGCCGCCAGCACGAGCUCGCUGUAUAGCGGCGUGACUUGUUCGUCCACGGGCAGCCACAGUCUCAGGAGAGAGCCGCCCGCACCAACUCACCCUCAUACAUUGCAUACGUUCUCGCGGACUAGAAGUGAUGAAAAUAUUCUCAAGUGCUUGGACACUCUAGUUGUGAGCAAAAUGCAAUCCAAGCAUCGCAGGUUACCACCGCCUCCACCACCACCUCCUUACGAAAUACAGAAUCUUGAAAAAAAUCAACCGUUACCACCGACUUCUUCAACGGCAACUUCCUCUUCAAGUGUCACUGCGAACCUAAUGAACAAACCUAAUAAAUCCAGCAACGGUACGGAAGAAAACGACGAAGGGAAGAAUGACGGCAUGCUGGACAUCCGAACGCUUCGGGAGAAGAGUCGUAACUUGGAUUUACCGUUAAUCUCCGCGCUGUGCAAUGAUCAAUAUCUGCUGAAGCAGACAAAGGCCUUCGUCCUGCCGAGACAUCCCAGCGAGACCGCUUCCUCCGCCGCUGCGUCCACGAAGAACGGCACGCGGAGCAGCAGCAACGGGACGACUUCUAGAAACAAGUAUCCAGUGAGUGGAUUGUCAACGACACAAAUUCAGAAACCGCCCAGAAAGUCCUCGACCAGUACUCACAAGCAUCCCUCCGAGGCGAAGGGAAACGCCUAUAGGGUCAACACGUCUUCCGCAGGGAUCUCGACGGUUAAAAAGGACUUUACGAGGGCAUCUCAUUCCUAACGCUCGCUCUUUUCUCAUUUUUAGGAUUUUAUAGCUCAGGAUAAAAAUACAUUCCACAGUCCCGACCUGACCGCACGUUACAUUUCGUUCCAUUUGAUGUAACUAGUGUGACGUAGUAAGGAAAAGUACGACAAAUUGCAUAUCGUUCCCGCAGACCGUGCUUCUUCGACUCAGGGUGCCAUCUUAUUCAUUCGUCAUUCUUUUCCUGAUCUUUUACGGACAUUCGAAAGCUCCGAUAAUUAGAUUAUUUUUUGUUCCAAGCGACGGGAUAUACAUAUAUAUCUAAGUCGCGUAAAUCGCUUAUCGACGAAGAUAAGCGUGUAAAACACUUCAAUCACUUGCGCUCUUCGCUCUCAUAAUGCUUAUUUUUGAAAAUAACACACUUGCGCAAACCGCAUUCUCAUGUAAGAUAUUUUAGGUAUUUCGAACUUUGGUAUGGGAGAAUCCCGGAUGCACAUAGAAUUUAAUGGACACAGCCGAUUCCUUCUGUGUCCAUUUCUUCUUGUGUCUGUUUGUAGCCUUUAUGUGUCCGUUUGGAAUGUAACCGACUUACACUGUGUGUCCAUCUCAACCACACUGCUGUGUUCGUUAAAUUCUGUGUACAUGUGGACCUCACCUCUUUGGUAUUAGGCACUUGAAGUGUCUAUCGUCUCUUGCUCAAUUUUACGGCCGAUACGAUGGAAAUUUGAUUUAUGAGCCCCAAUAAAGGCAGCGCUAGUCUCGCUCGUUAGGAUAAACCAUAGAGUUAUUGGCCAUUUUAUACUAAUCAUUCUGUGGUAAUUCACUAUGCAUGAUAAUUGUUACGUAUUUAGUCUCUGAUGUAUUAAUUUUGUAUUAAUCACACGAAUUUAUAAAUUUUGAUAAAGUUUAAUUAAAAUAAUUCUAUAAGAUCUGAAUGUUUUAAGAAAUACAACAAUUUUUAUUGGGCUAUAAGACCAAACACUAGUUGUUCGUACGAUUUUAUAUUUUAUGUUUACAUCGUACUUUUACAGACGUUUUUGUCGUUCCAUUAGAGACUUUCUUCAGUAUAGUUAUAGUGACGGAUAACUUGUAAACAGCCUAACAGAAACUGUUGUAUUUAAUUAAAAUAAUCUUCGUUUUGUACAUAUGUCGAUUGCUAUUAGUGUUUGUUAAUUUAAGAUGGUCGAGUAACUCACACAAUUCGGAUCUCGAGCUUGAAUAUCAAAAUUUCGAACUUUUGUGUAAAGAAUUCUAAGAAUUGUUUUUAAUACAGUACGUAUUGAACAAUUUUAUUACGAAAAGAAAAUAUUGCUUACGUGGCCAAUAAUCAUAUAGUUUACCCUACUUAUGUCGUAAAAAAAAGCGACUUUCUUAGGUAAUAAUCUCGCGAAAUGCAUUUAUAUUUUGGAAGAAGACAUAUAUCAUUAUUGUAAUUAGAGAAAUUAUUAAAAUUAGAGAAUAGUACCUAUCCUAGAAUGUCUCUAGGAAUAAUAUUUAUUACCGAGCAGUUUCUCGUCUUUAUAUUUUACUAUCUCCAUCAGUGCUCGCUUUAUAGUGCUGUUAUCGAAGCGUACUUAUUUUAUGUAAAUGCGCGCGCUGUUAGCGUAGUUAACUUCUUGUACUUUUGUAACAGAUAUAGUUUAAUAUUACAAAGCUGUCGAAACAUUCGAAUUCAUUGGCACAAUGAGAUUGAUAUCAUUAAGUUUACACUUAUAAAGCAUGCAGAAAUUACACUGCGGAAUAUGUACCAAAAGGUAAAAACUUUAAUGAAAUCACUUCCGCUUUAGCGUGAAUCUUACGUCACAUUGAAGAGAAAUAUGCCAAUUUAAAACUUAUAAAUAAAUGUGAUUUUUCGCGUAACAUUGUAAAAAAGAAACACAAGUUGAAAAAUUUAUCGGUUUAAAGAUAUGAUUGCCACACUUUGAAAUAAAAAAAAGACGAACAAAAUGGCGGUAUUAUGGUAAUCUAAAGUGUGAAAGUGUCACCAGGCGUCAAUACCCAGUAAAUACAAGCUAACAGUAACAUAACGUCAAUAUUAUAAUUUCCCACUUAACAAUGUAACUGCAAUAUAACAUGCCUUGUACGUAACAAUUAUGUUGUUGAGUGGGAAAUUGUAACAUUAAUGUUAUGUUACUGUUACUUUGUGUUUGCUGGGUAAUGUCUUUCAAUUUCGAACUUUUUACGUCGAAUAUAUUAUGUCUACAAAUUUUGCAUGACUAAAAAAAUUGUUAAAAAGUAAAGUAUUAUAUCAGAAGUUAUAAGAAUUUGAUAUAUUGAAUUUAUCAUAUUCUUGUGGUUAAAAGAAUGUCAAAUUUUAUAACAAAUUUGGAUAGAUUCUGACAAAUUUCGACAUAUUUUAUUACUUUGUCAAUCUAUGUUUCAAAACCAAAGUAAUAAAAUAUUUCAUUAAAAUCAAAGUUUAUUAGAAUCUAUUGAAAUUCGACACUUUUUAAAGAAACUGUAAGAAUACGAUAAAUUCAUACAAAAUAUAUUAUAUCUUACAAUUUUUCUCAAAUUCUAACUUUUGAGAUAUUUAUUUUUAUCAGGCCAAACCCUUAGAGUUGCCACAUUCUUAAAUCUAAUUCUGAGUCAUGGUGCAAUUGCUCUAAUUAUUUACUUUUUAUUUUUAAUUAGGGUUUUUAAUUUAAAUGUAAAAUAUAUUGUAUGGAGUUUUAUCUGUUUCAAAUUGUUGGCUAUUUAUAAUUACAUAUACUGUGCUAAUAUGUUCUAGACAUAUGUAUUAUACUUUAAAUCACCAUAAUUUCGCUAUUUCUUAAUUAUUUUAAAAUAUAUGUGAAAUAUUCAGUAAGAGUCUACUAAAAAAUUUAUUGGUUUGUCACACUUACAGUUUGUAACAUAAAAUUGAUUUUAUUUCGGAUCUUAUAAGAUGGCACAUCUCUAUAAUCAUAAUUCUUAAUUAAAAAGCAAUAAUUUAGUCGUAAAAAUUAUCUACGUUAAUUAUCGUUAGGUUUUAAUAUUAUAUUAUGAACACCUCGUUUGUACAUAACAUUGCGCGACAUUACAGUACAUGAUAUAUAGACAGAAAUUUCGUGCAUGUAUCCCACACGCCAUCUCAGUUACGAAUAAACAAUAAAAUUUUUUGUAAUGAAAA
Molecule: messenger RNA, 8036 nt
Organism: Linepithema humile (Argentine ant)
Lineage: Eukaryota; Metazoa; Arthropoda; Insecta; Hymenoptera; Formicidae
Source: RefSeq, a predicted model, not a curated record